GGCCCCAGAGUGCACUGCGGGCUCCCGUGUGUGUGCGCGCGCGUGCGCGGGGCUCCAUUGCUGAGACCGCGGGAAAAUUCCAAAAAGUCUAAACAAAACAAAAAGCCAAAACGAGGCAAAGUCAAAUUGUAAAGCCACAGAACCCCGGCUUCCUUUCUGCCACUGCCCAAACUGCGGAAGCAGCUCUGGCGUGGACCACCCGAUUUGAUAUGUGCCCACGGUUUCCUUCAUUGUUCGGCAGGCUGCUGUGAAGGAACACCACCUUUUCCCUUUUUCCAAGAUGGCUCAAGAUUCAGUAGAUCUUUCUUCUGAUUAUCAGUUUUGGAUGGGGAAGCUUUCUGUAUGGGACCAGGCCUCCACUUUGGAAAGCCAGCAGGACACCUGUCUUCAUCUGCCUCAGUUCCAGGAGUUCCUAAGGAAGUUGUAUGGAGCCUUAAAAGAGAUGGAUUUUAAUACAGUCAUUGAAAGAUUCCCCACCAUUGGUCAACUGUUGGCAAAAUCUUGCUGGAAUUCUUUUAUUUUAGCAUAUGAUGAAAGCCAAAAAAUUCUAAUAUGUUGCUUAUGUUGUCUGAUUAACAAAGAACCACAGAAUUCUGAAGAAUCAAAACUUAACUCCUGGAUACAGAGUUUAAUAUCUCAUAUACUUUCAGCAUUCAGAUUUGAUAAAAAAGAAGUUGGUCGUUUCACUCAAGGUCUUGGGUAUGCUCCUGUAGAUUACUAUCCUGGUUUGCUUAAAAAUAUGGUUUUAUCAUUAGCGUCUGAACUCAGAGAGAAUCAUCUUGAUGGAUUUAACACUCAAAGGCGAAUGGCUCCUGAACGAGUAACAUCCCUGUCACGAGUUUGUGUCCCUCUUGUUACUCUGCCAGAUGUUGAACCCCUGGUGGAGGCUCUGCUCACCUGCCAUGGACAUGAAGAUCAGGAAAUCCUCUGGCCUGAGUUCUUUGAUGCUGUAAAUGAGGCAUUUUUGCAGAAGAAGAUUUCUCUCCCCACGUCAGCUAUAGUCUGCCUGUGGCUUCGGCACCUUCCCAGCCUUGAAAAGGCAGUGCUGCAUCUUUUUGAAAAGCUAAUCUCCAGUGAGAGAAAUUGUCUGAGAAGGAUCGAAUGCUUUAUAAAAGAUUCAUCGCUGCCUCAAGCAGCCUGCCACCCUGCCAUAUUUUGGAUUGUCGAUGAGAUGUUCAGGUACGCACUCCUGGAAACGGAUGGAGCUCCAGAAGUACUAGCCGCUGUUCAAGUGUUUACACAAUGCUUUGUAGAAGCUCUGGAAAAAGAAAACAAGCAGCUGAAAUUUUCACUCAAGACCUACUUUCCUUAUGCUUCUCCAUCUCUUGCCAUGGUGCUGCUGCAAAACCCUACAGAUAUCCCACAGGGACACUGGCACCAGCCACUGAAGCACAUUUCUGAACUGCUCAGAAAAAUUGUUGAAGACCAGACUUGUGGGGCCUGUACUCACUCACAGUACCUGGCUUUAAAAACUUACAUGUCCUCAGCCCUCAUGGGGUUUCCUUUGAAUGUCCCGAGAUGGGUUCAGAGUGGCAUUCAGACAGACUUCCUGAGUCUAACUUGUGUUCCUCGCUGGUUGUACUUCAGUGGGUCCUGUGGAGGCCCCUUUGAGAGUUGGUUUUUGUUCGCUCACUUUGGAGGAUGGGCCAAUACGGCGAUCGAGCAGUUACUGAUGUCAGAAGCUGAACCCCCUGCGGCCCUGCUGUGGCUCUUGGCAUUCUACUACAGCCCAUGUGAUGGGAGUCAGCAGAGAGCACAGACCAUGGUGGAGGUGAGGGCAGUGCUCGGCUGCCUGCUGAGGCUGUCCAGAAGGGCCACCCUCUCAGCCAGGGACCUGCUGGCGGCAGCGGGCGAGGGCAGAGACGCGGACGCCGGACCAGGCGCAUCAGCCCUCAUCAGGCGCCUCCUGCUCACCUUCCUGCUCCGGGUUCCUGGAGGCCGCGCGAUUGCCCGGGACGCCGUGGCGCUGAUGGCACACACUGAUGAAAUAACCCAUGAGAUUAUUGGCUUUCUUGACCAGACCUUGUACAGAUGGGAUCGUCUUGGCAUUGAAGCCCCUGGAGCAGGAGAACUGGCCAAAGAGCUCCUUCAAGAACUGCAUGCUCAAGUCCAGCAAAGAAUGUAGACCAGGUGGGUGCCACGUGUGGCAUCAGCCUCGGCAAGGCCGUGGGAUAAUUGAUGAGACCCCUUUUCAUGGGCACCAGUGUGUGAAGUGCCCUCUUUGAGCUGUGGGAGUGAGCCGUGCACAGCGGUGGUAGUACACAUCUUACAGAAUCUGAAGGCAGGUGCUUCAUCCCAAACUUAGUCACAUUUAUUCCUUAAUGACUGGAGUAUGCCUUCCCUGCCCGGACAAGGAGUCAACUAGAGAAUUAUUAAAGGAAAAGGAGAACACAUGUUUAUUUCCAUUUUUAGCUACAUCAAGCCAAAAUGCACUAUUAUUUGAGUGAUUCAAAGUGUUUGGACCAUGAAAUUGGUCAUGGACCACUCAAUAAUUUAGAGAGUAACUGAGUCCUUCCCACAAAUCUAUUUUUUUAGGAGUUAGGAGAUCAUUAUUGGUAUUUCUUUUAGUCAACAGGGAUCUGAGAUAAAACCACACUGUUUUGCUUCCCUAAGAAAUUCCUCACCCAGGAGAGUCAGAUCCCUCAGUUUCCCCUGGCUGCUCCCAACCUACCCUCCAAACUGAGGGAAAACAGCACGGCCAGGCCCAGUGGCAAGUGGUGGUGGCAGGGCCACCAGGGGACCCUGCUGUGGAGGCUACACUGGGUAGCAGUGACAGAAACCAGCGCUUAUGCUUGCUCCUUGCUUUGUGUUUGCUAAACACGGCCUGCUCCUAGAGAGCUCACGCUCCUGAUGUCAAAGGUCGCCGAGGGUGAGGGUGUGGGAUGUGUAUAGAAACAUUAGAAGAUUUUGUUACACCAGUUGUCCUGUUACACCAGAAUGAGAACUGGAAAUUCCUGAUAAAGAAUUGUAACCCCAAGGUUAAUAUUUAUUUUAUGUCAGUUGAAGAUAUUCUUAUUUCCUUUCAGAUUUACUCUGAACUUGUACCGAUUGCAUAUUCUUUUGUGCAUAUUCUAUUUGUCGAGUGAGUCAAGACUUUGUCCAUUUUGAUUUAUAUGUUAGUGGUCUGAAUCUUGGCUCCUGUUGAGGUAUUAAUAAAGCUUUGUGGGAUCAGAGGUUAGCCUUAGGGGAAUUACUUGCUUUGGUGUAGAGUAAUACUAAUGGAUCCACCUGAAGAUCUGGAAAAUUCUAAGAACUUUUGACCUGAGCCUUUCUUUUGAGAAAUACAGUAUGAAAGGUGUACUGUUAAUAUAUUUUCGUCACAACCACUACAAUUACCAUUACUUUCACAUGAAAAUGCUUCAUCAAAAUGUAUAGGAGUUGGCAUAGGAAAUAAUUUCAUUUGGAGUUGAGGACAUCUCUUCUGUUUUGACUCUGAACCGUAGCUAUUGUUCUGCCAUGGAAACUGUGAUCCACCUCUGUGGACAUGGAAAAAGGGGCUCAAUUUGGUGGCAGUGAGCAGCCCCUAAAGAG
This is a messenger RNA of Microcebus murinus (gray mouse lemur), 3531 nucleotides long. The record is from RefSeq and is a predicted model, not a curated record. Lineage: Eukaryota; Metazoa; Chordata; Mammalia; Primates; Cheirogaleidae.